Letharia columbiana is the source of this 1143-nucleotide messenger RNA. RefSeq lists its product as uncharacterized. The record is from RefSeq and is a predicted model, not a curated record. Gene Ontology annotation, biological process: cytoplasmic translation. Gene Ontology annotation, molecular function: RNA binding; structural constituent of ribosome; transferase activity. The coding region runs from base 1 to 1143 and encodes 380 amino acids. Lineage: Eukaryota; Fungi; Ascomycota; Lecanoromycetes; Lecanorales; Parmeliaceae. Gene Ontology annotation, cellular component: ribosome; large ribosomal subunit. The transcript is spliced from 2 exons.
AUGUUGCUGCUUCGGCUGCUUCGACAGCCAGUUCAACGCUGCCAAAGCCUCCACACAUUCUCUCGCCGGCUGUACCCUACAGAGAUUCUUCCACCUCCAGACCCAUUGAUUGCCAGAAAUGAAACCCUAGGCGUCCAAUCUCGGCCACAGUAUACACCAGAAGAAAGGGGUGUCCCAAUACUACGAACCUACAAGCCUCGCACGCCAGGUCUACGACAUUUGAAGCGGCCCAUCAAUGACCAUCUCUACAAAGGACGCCCCUACCUUCCAUUGACCCAUCCAAGAAGAGGUCAGCAUAUUGGAGGAAGAAACAGUCAUACGGGCCAAAUCACUGUUAGACAUCGCGGCGGAGGUCACAAGAGGAGGAUACGGACCGUUGACUUUCAACGACUAGAGCCGGGAAAACAUCUAGUGGAGCGGAUCGAGCAUGACCCAGGGCGCAGUGCUCAUAUUGCGUUACUUACUCGGACUGUGGGUCAGACGAAAAGUUAUUCAUACAUUGUUGCGCCACAAGGUAUGAGGGCUGGGGAGGAAGUGGAAAGCUUCAGGCAGGGAAUACCUGAGAGGCUGAUACGGGAGCUGGGGGGUGUUCACGAUGCUGGCAUGAUAGCGGCAAAGACUGCAUUCAGAGGAAACUGUAUGCCACUCCAUAUGGUACCGCCUGGCAGCAUUGUCUACAAUGUCGGUCUCAGAAAAGGCGGGAAAGCACAGCUGUGUCGGAGUGCUGGGACUUAUGCGCAAGUGAUCAGUAAGAACGAGGGCGAUCCAAAAAAAGCGUUAUAUGUGGAUGUAAAAUUGCAGAGUGGGGAGAUCCGGAAAAUUCAUCGAGAUUGCUGCGCGACCAUCGGGACUGCCAGUAACGUCAACUUUCACCGGAGACAGCUUGGGAAAGCAGGUCGAAAACGAUGGCUAGGUAUUCGGCCCACAGUCCGGGGUGUCGCCAUGAAUGCGGCAGACCAUCCUCACGGUGGAGGUCGAGGGAAGUCGAAGGGCAAUGUGCACCCAGUCAGUAUCUGGAAUCAAUUGACCAAGAGUGGCUACAAGACCAGGACGAAGUCGAAUGUGAACAGGUUCGUCGUUUUACCUCGCCCGCGGUCGCAGGGAAAGAAAGCCAAGGCAAAGAAGAAGAAGAAGGCAUCAUGA